GAUCGCCAUGUUGUUGAUUUUUCCAGGGCUGGUCUAGUUGUGCCUCAGCCCGCUCGUGAGAAUCGCCGGCGGGUGGAGUAGCUCAGUAUCUGACCACAGUCCGCCAAACAAAGACAAAGUGAUGGACGGGUGAAGCACGACUGGACCCACGCGCGACUCAACUGAAGGUGUUUGUCUUCCUGAGCUGCAGUGUCCGGAUUUUCACCAGACAACAGAACCACCUGCUGAGUCCAGUUGUUUUUGUUUCAUUGUUGACAUCUUUCUCCUCGGCAGGAGGCUUCUUUCAAACUGAGGACACCUGCAUCAAGGACACUUUACAGCUGCAGCUCACCCACUCCCACCCAUAUCAUGAACAGCUCCGUUGUAACUAACGACACUGCCCAAUUGGGCAAUACCAACAUGUUUUGUUCUUGUAUUGAUUCUCCACAAACAACGAGAAGCUCCAUUAACUAGUUCUCUUGAUGAAGGCUCCAUUGUGACAAGUGCUAAGGCCACUCGGGGCCAGGAAGUGUACACGUGUACUUCCUCUGUCACCAACUCAACCUUGUCAUUCAACUGUUAGAAAAAGAAGAUCCCCUUUCGCUUCAGGAUGGAGCUCUUCUUCAACCCUUUUGACAACUUGCUGUGCAUCCUGCUCGGCAUCUCCUUCACCGUGUGGUUCACCCUGCUGCUGGUCUUCAUCAUCGUUCCUGCCAUUUUCGGGGUGUCCUUUGGCAUCCGGCGCCUCUACAUGAAGACACUGUUAAAGAUCUUUGAGUGGGCCACACUAAGGCUAGAGCGAGGAGCCAAAGAAAGGAACCACCAUCUGUACAAACCCUACUCAAAUGCCAUCAUCGCCAAGGAGCCCACCUCCCUGGAGGAGGAGAUCAUUGAGAUCCGGCGAAGCGGCAGCAACAAAGACCUGGACUCAGCCACAGAGUUUGAGAUGUCCGACAUCUUUUAUUUUGCUCGUCGAGGAGUGGAGAGCAUCAUGGAUGAUGAGGUGACCAAGAGGUUUAGUGCCGAAGAGUUGGAGUCAUGGAAUCUGCUGACCCGCAGCAACUACAACUUUCACUACAUCAGCCUGAGGCUGACUGUCCUGUGGGGGCUGGGCCUCCUGAUCCGCUACGGGUUCCUGCUGCCACUCAGGGUCACCCUUGCCUUCACUGGUGUGGGCCUCCUCGUGUUUCUCACCUCUCUCAUUGGGCUUCUGCCAAACGGAAGGAUGAAGAAUUUCCUGAGUGAGAAAGUUCAUUUGAUGUGCUACAGAAUAUGUGUCCGAGCCCUGACUGCCAUCAUCACCUACCAUGACAGUGAGAAUAAGCCGAAGAAUGGAGGCAUCUGCGUGGCUAACCACACCUCACCUAUUGAUGUCAUCAUCCUGGCCAGUGACGGCUGCUACGCCAUGGUUGGUCAAAUUCACGGUGGCUUAAUGGGUGUCAUUCAGAGGUCCAUGGUCAAGGCCUGCCCUCACGUUUGGUUUGAACGCUCAGAAGUCAAAGACAGACACCUAGUGGCCAAAAGACUGAGCGAUCAUGUUCAAGAUAAAGCUAAACUACCUAUUCUCAUUUUCCCAGAAGGUACCUGCAUAAACAACACGUCAGUUAUGAUGUUUAAGAAGGGCAGUUUUGAUAUCGGUGCCACAGUCUACCCAGUGGCCAUUAAGUAUGAUCCCCGGUUUGGAGAUGCGUUUUGGAAUAGCAGCAAGUUUGGAAUGGUUAACUACCUUCUACACAUGAUGAGCAGCUGGGCCAUCGUCUGCAGCGUGUGGUACCUCCCCCCCAUGUCCAGAGAGGAGGGAGAGGAUGCUGUGCAGUUUGCCAAUCGUGUGAAAGCAGCUAUAGCCAGAAAAGGUGGAUUGGUCGACCUCCUGUGGGAUGGAGGACUGAAGCGAGAAAAGGUAAAAGAUACCUUUAAAGAAGAGCAGCAGAAGCUGUACAGUAAAAUGCUGGUGGGCACCCAAGAAGACCGCAGCCGUUCAUGAACACUGAUAAACAUGGACUGGCUCAGAGACCAAACCGGGCGCCUCUGGCUAAAUGGUCAGUGAGCAGGGACCCCUCACAGCUGGAGCAGCUGGGCUGGAUGUUUUCCUGACGUGAACAGUAACUCCAUUUGCCUUCUUCAGUCACCCCCUCAGCCUGGCAUGUUAAGUUGCAUCACUGUUCUGAGGUCUACGGCCCCCCGUGUUGGAAUAACUCCAUUACAGCCCUGCUUGCAUUACAAAUGAAAAGACUGUGCAACAGAACGGAACGUCUUCCUCGGUAACUUGUCUUGUUCUGUAGCUGAACUUUGAUUUUAAGACGCCGUGUUCGAACUACAGACUGGGCUUUACCUGGAAUGUUGGAGAGAGAUAAUGUAGACGAAACCCAGUUUGUUUUAAACCUAGACUUGUGGCUGGCUAGUCCCUACUGCAGAGGGAGGAACGCCUGCCUUUGUUACAGUAAGAUAUUUUUAUGAGCUUUUUCCAGGAAAAAAACUAAAAUAUUUUCAGAUUGUUUUUUUCUUUUACAUUAAGUCUUGUAUCAACUCAUGGAGCUGCAUGGCAGACCAGCUCCUGAUACGUCUGUUUUCAUGUUUACCAUGGAAUGUGAAACUCCUCACAUUAUGAAGUGGGAACCUCAAAGAGGCCUGUAGUCUCUUGAUAAGGCAUUUCAUAAGGAUGUUUGAUCGUUGUGCUUUAAAGGCUCAUAGCACACUUUUACGUACAAUACUGACCCUCACACUGGUCUUCUGGCUGGAACAGGUUUAAAUGGUGGUCUGCUGAUGUGUAUUCAAACUGUUGUCUUUCAAUUGUUUUAUUUGCCACCUGUGUGUGUAGUUUUCCUAUUACCUCAUCUAUUUUAGGUUAACUCUAAAAGCUUGUCUUUAUUUCCCCCCUCGUGAAAAACGUCCCUCCUUCCCUGCAACCUUAAGAAGGUCUGGAGGAAAG
This is a messenger RNA of Nematolebias whitei (Rio pearlfish), 2908 nucleotides long. It is a transcript of the gene gpat4, whose product is annotated as glycerol-3-phosphate acyltransferase 4. Gene Ontology annotation, molecular function: glycerol-3-phosphate O-acyltransferase activity. Gene Ontology annotation, cellular component: endoplasmic reticulum. NCBI's taxonomy places the organism in Eukaryota, Metazoa, Chordata, Actinopteri, Cyprinodontiformes, Rivulidae. The record is from RefSeq and is a predicted model, not a curated record. The transcript has 13 exons. Bases 590 to 1963 code for a protein of 457 amino acids. Gene Ontology annotation, biological process: triglyceride biosynthetic process.